AUGGAGAACAUAAUGCAGGAACUGGGAGGUUGUUUAUGGUUUGAUAACAUUGUUUAUGCUAAUUUUGUAGAUCUAAUAAUGCAAAGUGAAAGCCAAGUUGUGGAUAAGGUUUUAUCUUCGUAUGAAAAUGAUGAAGAAGAGUAUAAUUGCUUUGGUGGAGAUGAAGAAAACCAAGAUUUUGUGGAGGAUGAAGGAGAAGAUGGAAAGCAAGAUGAUGAGCAGAUAAAUGAUGCCAUCGCUCAAAAGCGAGGGGAAGGUAUUGUGGGUCCAGAUGAGAAUGAUGAGCUUUGUCCAUUUGUUGGCAUGGAAUUCGCAACCCAAGAUGAGGCACAUGUCUUCUAUAUUCGUUAUGCUAGAAAGAUGGGAUUCAGUACUCGAAAACAUUCAACUUCUAAAUCCCAACGUACUGGCAAAGUAAUAGGCCGUUGUUUCUGUUGUUCCCAUCAAGGAUACAGUAAUUCCAAAACCAUCAGAGUUGAAGACAAGAAAAAACCACGCCCAGAAUCAAGAACAGGGUGCAAGGCAAUGAUGUGGAUAAGAAGAAAAAAAGGAGAUAGAUGGGUCGUAAGUCAGAUUAUAAAAGAGCAUAACCAUGUUUUGGCAUCUCCAAGCACCAGGAACAACCCUCAUCCUCACCGAAUAAUAACUGAAGAUCAGGGGGAGGUUGUUCAAAACAUGCAUUCAUGUGGACUUCGAACUAAUCUCAUGAUGAACUUUAUGCAUCUUGAAACUGGGGGAAGUCACCAUGUUGACUUUACUUUAAGAGAGACAAGAAAUUUUUUGAGUAAGAGACGGCAAAGAGAGCUUCCAAAGGGAGAUAUAGAAAUCAUACUUGAUUACUUUGACUGUCAACGAACAAAAAAUCCUUUAUUCUUCUAUUCAAUUCAAGUUGAUUCAGAUGGUCAGAUGACAAACUUUUUUUGGGCUGAUGCUAGGUCAAGGAUGGACUGCCAUCUUUUUGGUGAUGUGGUUUGUGUUGACCCAACAUAUGGCACAAGUAGGUACAACAUGCCUUUUGUCCCAGUUGUUGGAAUUAAUCAUCAUCAUCAAACUAUGUUAUUUGGUGCUGCAUUACUUUUUGAUGGAACAGAAGAGUCAUUUGUGUGGUUGUUGGAAACAUUUAUGAGGGCCAUUGGUGGCCAGCAUCCCAAAGUAAUAUUUACUGACCAAGAAUCAGCAAUUGGAGGUGCAAUAAAUCGUGUUUUUCCAGGUACACAUCAUCGGUUUUGUUUAUGGAACAUAAUGGGAAAUGCUGCUAACUACAUGCCACGUAUAUUUAAUGCACAUAGUGGGUUUGCUCGUGACUUCGAGAAUUGCUUGUGUGGUGGUGAGACAGAUGAGGAGUUUGAGUCUAAAUGGGAAGGGAUGCUUUUGAGAUAUGGCUUAAGGGGAAAUAUAUGGCUCAUGAGAUUGUAUGAAAAGCGAGAGAAGUGGGCAUGGAUUUAUACACGUGAUAUAUUUUGUGCAUCCAUGUACACCACUCAUCAUAUUGAAAGCAUAAAUGCUUACUUUGAUAGAUAUCUGAAAAGGAAUAUGCCUUUAAGUGAAUUUUUAAAGCACUAUGAUAAGGCUGUCAUAGCUCGGAGAAAAGUAGAAGAUGAUGAAGAUCUUGAGACCAACCAUAAGAAGCCAGUUUUGAGGGUUGGCAUGGAUAUUGAAGAAGAGGCAGCUAAAGUUUAUACAAGAACCAUUUUUCGGAAGUUUCAAGAGGAGUUAGUUCAAGGUCUUAAUUACCGUCAUGAAAAAAUUGAGGAAAAUGGACCAAAUUUCACUUAUGGCGUGUGGAAAAGGGAACAAGAACAGGCUAGGUGCAUUGUCACAUUUGAUAUCUCCCACAGUAAUGCCAAGUGUAGCUGCCAGCUGUUUGAACGAGCUGGCUACCUGUGUAGACACAUACUGAAGAUAUUUUUGGUUGCAGAUGUUCAUAAUAUUCCUACUCAAUACAUAUUAAAAAGGUGGAUGAGAGAUGUGAAAUCAGAACCUCUAGUGAACGACCAGGGUGAAGAAGUACGAUUUGGAUGUUAUAACCUUAUGUCAAUUCGAUACUCUAAUCUUUACUGUGAAGUACUCAACAUUGCAUCAAAGGCUGCUGUGACUGAUGAAGUGUACAGGAUUGCAGUGAAUGGGCUACAUACUGCGUUACAAGAAGUCGAAAUUGCAUUGCAAAAGGUAUCGCUUGGUCCCAUAGAGCACUCAAAGGAAAUUGAAAGCACACAUGAAAACAUUGGUCAAGGGCCACAAAAUGUUAGGGUUACCUCUUGGAUUGGCAACUGGCCUGAGCUAGAUAACGUGUGA
This is a messenger RNA of Telopea speciosissima, 2295 nucleotides long. Its product is annotated as protein FAR1-RELATED SEQUENCE 5-like. The transcript has 3 exons. The record is from RefSeq and is a predicted model, not a curated record. The coding region runs from base 1 to 2295 and encodes 764 amino acids. Lineage: Eukaryota; Viridiplantae; Streptophyta; Magnoliopsida; Proteales; Proteaceae. Gene Ontology annotation, biological process: regulation of DNA-templated transcription. Gene Ontology annotation, molecular function: zinc ion binding.